Messenger RNA from Aphanomyces astaci, 3104 nucleotides. RefSeq lists its product as hypothetical. NCBI's taxonomy places the organism in Eukaryota, Oomycota, Saprolegniomycetes, Saprolegniales, Verrucalvaceae. The transcript has 14 exons. Bases 17 to 1888 code for a protein of 623 amino acids. The record is from RefSeq and is a predicted model, not a curated record.
AUCUUGGGCUCGUUCAAUGCCGAGCAUGGGCAUAGGAGGAUGGCAAGUCGUGCCGUCCGGCGCAGCACCGUCGGCAAACCGAACGAUGGAGAGUCGCCGCUCCAUCGGUGGCCGGCCCAUCCGAGGUGACACAUCUGAAGCCGCGCUGUCGGUGGAUCACCCCCCCGUCUCUCGGUUCGACAUCACCACCAAGCGCCUCGUCACAAACAUCAUACCUGGGGUCCUGAUCUUCGUUGCAAGCUUGCUCUUGGUUGUGCUCUCUGUCUUGACCCUCCUUGUACUCGUGUCCCAGGGCAUGUUCGAGCGACUCGUGGUGUCCGUGAAUGCACAAUCAACCAAGUACUACUGGGCUCCGUAUGGUCAAAGUUGCCUCUUGAACAAAAGCGGGUUUAUUCCCAGCUCAUGUAGCAGCGUCGAGCUCACGGUGGCACCAGCCGCCGCGUGGGCUGCCAUCGGCACUGUGUUGGCACAGCAGUGGACGGCAGAAAUGCGCGAAGCUGGGGGCGUGUUGCGCGUGACGACAUGUGCGGUGGGCGGCACGUCCGCCGUAGGUUGGGCCAACCUUCAAUUCAUUGCAGGAUACGACUACUUUCCCGAGUGCCUCCCGUCGACCCCUCAAGAUGUGGCCGGGAUGGCUGUGCUCGAGACGACAGUUCGUGACAACCACGUCGAGGGGCUGUACUUCGUCACGUUGUACAGUGACCUGGACGUUACGAUGACGGUGGCGACAAGCACCAAUUCCGACGGCACGACCCAAAAUCUAAUGAGUAACCCCAAGCGCACCCUUGUGACGGGCACGGGCAAGAUCGAGAAGGACGAUCUUGGACAAGAUUACAUUAUAAACGCGUAUCCACUUAGCGCACGGUACAAAGUCACGGGGAUGUGUGUGACAGAGAUUGAAGAGUUGAGCAAGCUCCGCGUGGACUUGCAUCUGUCUGGAUGGAGUCGAGGAAAGCACUCGCAGCUCCCCGUCGUGCCAGGCUGGCGCUGCGGCCAUCGCGUGGCCAACGCAAACGAACUCAUGGCUAUCCAAAUCGUGUUGACACUGCUCACACUGUGCCUGCUCACGGGCGACAUUUACGUCACAUUGGAAGGCUUUCGGGGUCUCGUUACGGGCGAGCACGUGAUGACCUACAACUUUGUGGCCGGCCUCGAACGACGCAAGGCGCUGUUACUGUGCCUGAUCCUAAACUCGGUGCCGGGCGUCCUGUAUUUGGACGUGGCGCGGAUAUACUACUUUACGUCCAACGGCAUGCAAUUGUGGGCGCUGUCGGCGGUCGUCACGGCCACGUGCUUUUCGCUUGGGUGGCUUCUCGUCGUGUCCAUCGUGGAUUUGAUUCCUUGUCGAUGGCACAAUCGGUGCGUGGGGUACUCUGCGCCGCUAUUCCUGUUUACGUCGAUUGCCACCGUCACAGCAGCCUGCUGCAAGAACUCUGCGUUUGAGACCGCGGCCAACAAAUUCUACGCCGCCGACCCGUACUUGGGGCUGUGGAUCAACAACGCGACGUGGCCAAGUGGGUCGUAUGUGGCCACGGGCACGCCGGUCGUGCUCACGUACCUCGUGGGUGAGAUCGUUUACCCGGUCGUCGGUUCGUUUGCCGCGUCGAUUCUCGUCAUGACGGUGUACCGAGCCCUUCAACACCACUCUUUGUUAAUCGACACGACGUGGUGCCGCAACAAUUCGUUCCUGCGGCAAGCCAACAUGCCCAACUUCAUCACGUCGCUGCCGCUCGAGCCGAGCGUCGCCAUCCGACUCGGCCACGACAUGUACAUGCGACCAAGUGUCCACUCUGUCUGCGUAGUACGCUUGCCACAGUCGGGUUUGCGACCGUCGUGGACCGCGACACGGUUCGCAACGGCAUCGGCCGCGUCGAGUCGUGCCACGUAGUGACCAUCUACGCGCUGGUCGCGGCGCUCGUAGCGCCCGGGUGGGUUGAAACGAUGGGCGACAUGGAGGAGCAUCAGUUCACCCCGUCUGCGACACUGUGCACGCUACCCGCCAAGAAAAAGUACCUCCAUACCCGCGGCAUGUGUGUCGUCUAAUCAAUCAAACUCCCAUCUCGCACGUCGUACUAUUCUCAUGUUAUAUGCACCACUGUCGUCUCCUGUCAUCCCAAGACUGGAUUAGGAUACAAUCUCGUUCCUCGUCGACUCUGAGGAUUGUAUUCAUUUCACCCAGCGUAUAAGUGGUGGUGACGUGGCAGCCCCACGUUCCAACUAGCUGCUUGGACGUUCGCGAGAAGGGCGGCGACUGCGGUGGGGGCGGGUUGGCGGGGCGUCGUGCCGUUGUUUUCGUUUCUUGGCGCUUUUGUCUUGUUUGGGAGCUGACGAUGCACCAAUCGUCUCGACCGUCGACGGAAUCAUCGUAAAGUCCAUGGACCCACCAUUCUCGUCGAGCAGUUGGUCGGCAAACCACGGCGCCGUGAGCGCGCGUCGCACGGGCCACCGGCGCUUGGGGUCGAGGGCGAGUAAGUUUUCAAACAACUCGAUCGCUGCGUCCGGGAACACCGGCAUGCGCUCAAGAAUCACCUUGCGCAGUCGGGUGUGGUAGUUGUGCUUGGGGCGGACAAACUGGGGCAGGUGCAUCGCGUCAGGCCACACGUCGUCCCGCGGGGACCCGCAGAUCCGGUACAGAUACUCGAGCUGCUUGGGCGCGUCCUUGCCGACGAUCAGCGGCGCGCCGUGCAGGAGGAUGUGCAGCCCCACCACGCCCAGACUCCACACGUCGCUUCGCUUGGUGUACACUUUGUCGCCGAGGAGAAUCUCGGGGGCUGUCGUGUGCAGUGCCGACCCAGACAUGUGCUCGUGGACCUCACUGGCGGACAAGGCGUACCCGCUUGUGCGCGCGCCUUUCAUGUCGACGUGUCGGGCACAGGAAAAGCCCCCCAGUUUCACUUGGUGGUCAUAAACAAACACUAGUGACAAAACGCACAGUGUGUGAGAGUGCGAUGCCUACUUACGAACGUGCAUGGCAUUUCUAGCACACGAUUUUACGGCAACAUGGAAAGAUAGAUAAGGAUGGACAAGGAUAGAUAUAUGGAUGGAUAGAAGAGUACGAGUCGUGCACACUGCCAGCACGACUUGAUCACUUGCAAAACACAUAU